GAGCAAGUGCCAAUGGUGAUGGGGCCACGCUAGCCUCGGGAAUAUGGUCGGUGUGGCUUAACUUGAAUGAAUCAGCGUGUUCUUGUCCUUGACAUGUUUACGUUUGUAUUAAACAAGGGACUUUGCUCCUUGCUAAUCUGCAGAAGCACUGCGCUCAUCCCAUAGCAGCCUGAUGGCGAGUCGAGCAGCUCCCCCAGACCGUGUCAAGGGCUUUCAUGCCAAGGAGGCUUCUGAGCGACAUAGUCUGAGGGACGUGUCAUGUACCCGGCUCAGCAGUGACUUGCUCAGACUGUAUAAUGAAGAACUUCACACAGAUGUUGUUUUUUAUGUCGGACAAAGGAUAUUUAAAGCUCACAAGGCCAUCCUUCUUGCUAGAGUUCCAAAGUUUUACAGCUUCAUUAUUGGACAACUUGAGGCUGAAACAAUUUCUGUGGCAAACAUUGAACCUACUGAAAUUAAUACAUUCUUACAAUAUGUGUAUUCUUCUCACUGGAAUGUUAAAGAAAGAGAGGAGCACAUCCUAAGUCUGAUAAAUGGGGAUAAAAUAGUAUCCAAUACAAAUCAAAAUGGUGACGCGCAGAAUACAGUUCAAAGCAACACACUCUCUACAGAAAAAGCUACUGAAGCCUCUUUUGAGCUUGAAGAUCUUGAAUCAGCAUCUGAACUUGGAAAGGAUUUGCUGAAACUUUUCCAAGGUUCUCUUUGUCCUGAUGUAACAAUCCAAAUAGAACAUAGAUGUUUUCAUGUGCACAGGGCUAUAUUGUGUGCUAGAUCGUGUUACUUCAGUGCUAUGAUGAGUGGACAUUGGGCUGAGAGUUCCAGAGAGCUCAUUCAUAUUCAGGGAAUAAACCAAAUGGAUAUGAUGGUCAUAAUGCAUUUCAUAUAUGGAGGAAUAAUAGACCUACCAAAAAAUGCUGAUCCAGGGCAUAUACUCUGUAUUGCUGAUAUGUAUGGAUUAGAGGGACUGAAGGCAGUUGCCAUUUAUGUUUUGAGAAGAGACUACUGCAAAUUUUUUCUUAAGCCUGUUGUUGGAAUGCAGCAGUCGGUGCUAGAAUGUCUGUCUAUUGCUGAUUCCUUGGGAGAGGAACAGUUGUACACUGCCUGUAUGAGGUGGGUCGAAAAAUAUUUUGUUAAAUGUUGGUCUGAAAGGAGCUUUGCCAAUUUACAACCUGAUCUACAAAAAAAAUGCUUUGAAUAUUUGGUUAAGUCACUGUCUUACAGGAAUGCUGCAUUCAUUCUGAUGGAAAGUGAGAAACUUCUCAGUUUACUUCCCAGUGUAAAAUGGGCUGAAAGGGCCACAAAUCUAGCAUCAGAACUUAAGGAAGCAUGUGUCCAGUACAUAGUGACACAUUUUGCACAGAUUAUAAAGACUGAAAACUUCUUUAAUUUGUUGCAGGCUCAAGGGAUGAGUAGUAGACCAUAUCUUUUGGAACACAUCCUUAAUGAAACUGAGAAAAAUAUUUCAUUUCAGAAUUGCUGUUCUCUGUUUUUGGCUUUGGAUGAGUUAUUGGAUUUGGCAUCAAACAAUGAAAUGGGUUUUACGUCUAAGAUACAGGCUCUGCGUGAUAAGCUGUGGACUUUCCUGGUUCAGUCUUUUUAUGCUGUACGGCACUCAGAUGGGUGGAAAUUGAUAAGGCCGGAACAUCAACAGAAAAUAGAAUCAGCUGCCUUAGAUAAGGGUGAUGAUCGAAGACUUGCAAAGAAACCAAUAUUCACUAGCUCACAGCAAAGCAGAUCUAGGUUAACAGAAACUAAAGAAAUCCGGUUAAGCGUAAACAGAACCUCUUCAAAAAGUAAUUUGUCUGUUGAGAAGAAGAUGAAAUCUGAGUCAUUUGGUGCUUCUGGGAACACAUCUACUGCGUUUAGAAACUCUUCUGCAAAGGCUAAAGAUGAUGACCUAAAAAGCAAAGAUGGCAAGAAAAUGUUAACGAAAGGGAUAAAAGACCAAAAGCAACCAGAAAAAAACAUUACAACAAAACCAAAAACUGUUUUGAAAGUAAAGACAGAAAGUAAUGGAACUGCAAAAACUGAAACAUGUGCUUCUAAAGGGGACUCAACAGUCGCAUCAAAAUCAUUAUCAUCUGGUAGAUUAGGAGCAAGACCCAAGGCCUCCAGUGAUAGCAAUUCUCAAUCAAAGCCAAGGGCUGCUAAGUCCAUAAGUAAAAACCUUGCUUGUCCAGUAAAAGGUACAGUUAAUAUUAAACCUGCAAACUCCGCUGCAGAAUCAGCAAAUGCACUUGGAUCUUCCGAAGAACAAAUAUGUCAGACAGCUUCAGAUGACCAAACUUCUGCUAAUUCUUCACCACAAAGUUGUAAAAUCUUGCCAAACUGUUUGGAUAGUCCGAAAGAUCUAGGACAAGCAGUUAAAUCAAAAUCUACAGCAAAAAUGUCUAAUGGGUCUUUCAUCAAAAAGAAGAUUAAUGAAGUUGAAUGCCAUGGAGGAACCAACAGCAUUUCAACAACGAAAAACGUUAGUAGUGCUAAGGAAUCAGUUACUGAGAAGAAAAAGACAACUAAAUGCUCAAUAAGUACUGCUCAGCAAAGGCCAAAGAGCGCCCCAGCAGCAGUGUCUAAAAAGCAAGGAACAUGUUUGCCGGGCAGUGGGGCAUGUCCACAAAGAUCUGCUGCUUCCAAACAAACUGAAAUUAAAUCCGAUAUUAAGGGCGUGAAUAAAAACAUUUCUAAAAAUGCACUUUCAUCAAACAAAACAAGUGCAAAACAAAAAGUGCAGACAAUUAAAAACACAUUAAGUGAUAAUAUAUGUUCUAAUACAAACCACAAAGAGUCCAAACAGAAAACAGUGACAGGGUCCAAGUCUUCUAAAGCAGCAAACCUAAAUACCAGAAGGGAAUUUAAAGACUCUCCAUGUGCAUUAAAAACCAGCUGGGAACAACAAAUGCUGCAGCCGAACAAAGAUUCUGCUAAACAAGAUGAUUAUAAGCCUUCAUUCUCUUUAGAGAAUGAAUGCCAGCAAAUUCUUUGCCAUUCUUCCGAACAGCCAUCUGGCCAUUCUGAAGAAAUUGGUGUAAAAGAUAUAACAAUAUCUAUGAAUGAGUGUUGUCAAGAUAAUUCAGUAGACAAACAAUUUUCUGUGGCACAAAAAUGUAUGUCUGAUCUCUGCUGCAGUGAACAAAAUAUUGCUGAACAUGGUGUUUCAGAAGAAACUGUGACUAAGGAUGUUGAGAACAAAGCAUCAAAUGAAGCAAACUUGGCUUUAAAUAUCCUAGGUUGUAAUCAUUCAGAAAGCAAACAUAUUUGCGAUUCAGAAAAUUCUAAGUGUGCAGACAGUUCAAGUGAAAGUGAGUUAUGCUCUGUAAAGGAAGUAGAUAGAAAUUAUUCAAAUACAAAUGGUCAAACAGGUGACACAGAAUCCCCCUUUAUUGCUUCCCAAGCAACCAAUGGCCACACCAGCCAGCGCUCAGCAAUAAAUGCUGGUGAGCACUACAUGUCUGAAUCCUCUUUUGACAUUAGCAUUGGUCUAACAAUUGACAGCUCUGAAAGCAAACUUGCAUUGCACUGGAAUAAACACUUAAAUACAUUACAUGAUCGAGAAAGUCCAGAAUCAGAGAGUGUAAGUGCUAGCACAUCAUCUGAUGACAUUAAGCCAAGGUCAGAAGAUUAUGAUGCAGGUGGUUCUCAGGAUGAUGAUGGUUCGAAUGAAAGAGGAAUUUCAAAGUGCAGCACAAUGCGUUGCCAUGAUUUUCUUGGAAGAAGUAGCAGUGACACUAGUACCCCUGAAGAAUUAAAAGGAUAUGAUGGCAGCCUGAGAAUUGAUGUAAAAAUUAAAAAAGAUCAUCCUUCAGAUUUGUUUCGAGUCAACUCUACAAGUGAUGAUGAAGUGCCACAAAAGCGAGCAGAAAUAUGGGCUCAGAGAGAUAUAUCUAAGAGCAACACGAAUAAGAAAGCUGUUAACGGCAGUAUACCAUUCACCCAUGAAAUAGAACAUCUUUCAUCAGCUGAUGAAACUGAGGAUGAGCGUUCAGAAGCAGAAAACGCUGCAGAAAAAGCACUGUCAGAUGCAGCACUGCAGCCUUUUCAAGGAAUUAUAAAUUUAGCUUUUGAUGAUUUAAAUGAACUUGACAGUGUAAAUCUUCAGGCUGCUGCCAACAAAAACUUUUCAAGAUCAGUUUUGCUUUCUGUUGAUGAAUGUGAAGAGCUAGGAUCCGAUGAAGGAGACCUAAAUACAUUACUGAAGAGAGAUCCGUUAACCCCAUCAGAUGUUUUUGAGAAAAUCACUAAUGAACAUUCUGGUGCACAUCAUUUAGGAUGUUCACACAUAGAAAGUACUUUCUCUGAUGUGAUAUUGAAAAUUGAAUGCAGGGAUUUACAGAAUGGCACACUUUUGAAUUUAGAUCCUUCUAAUGAAGCAUAUCCUAAGUGUGCUUCAUCUGAAAAACAACCUUCUCAAGAAGAAGGCAAAGAUUGUAUAGAAUCAGAAAUUUGUUCGGGUAACUACACCCAGGCAGAAAGUGAUUUUAAGUCUCAAAUAAGGCCCUGUCAUUUGGACCUUUACACAACCGAAACACUACCUGAUUCCCAAAAGUUUUUCUAUACUGGGAAUUCUUGUAAGAGUCGGUUUCAUGACCAUCAAGAGAGAGACAUCCUUGCAUCACCAUCUGAAAAGUGCAGUUCUGCAGGACACAUAGAUGAUUUUGACUCAUUGGCACAAAUCUGCAUGUAUGAACGUCGUCCUUCAAAAUCACUUUCUCCUAUAUAUGAGGUGGAUCCAGGCCAAGGAAUUGAACAGAAUAAGAAUACAGAAGCAAAAAUUGUGGAUUUUGGCUUUGAAGAUCAGCAUUUUGUUGAAAGGGACUGGAUUCUUCUAAGACAGCUUUUAGCUGAUCAUGGAUCAGAUGUCGACAUUAUAAACUCUGUCCCCGAAGACCUCAGUUUAGCACAAUACUUAAUAAAUCAGACAUUGCUUUUGUCUAGAGAACAAUCAAAAUCUCAGGGUGUAACACAGGUUGAGAAUUCGAGUAGGUCGGGUGAUAUAGCGUCUCCAUAUGAUGAUUCUACAAGUAUAACAGUGACAAGCUUUUCGCCUGAUGACCUUUCAUCUCCAAAUGGGGAAUGGACCAUUCUUGAAUUAGAGACACAUCACUAAAAGUAAUAUUUUGGAUUUCAUUAUUUUCAAAAAAUCUCAAGUUUUUAUUCAAAUGGACUAAUGUGGUCUUUUAAUGCCUCCGUUAUAUAUCAACUGCAAAAAUCCUGGAAUGAAAAGGGCAAUAUAUUUUUGUCCACUCACAAUUUGUAGCUAAUGGGGCCAGAUCCUGCUUUCUGUGGCUAACGGCACUCACUGUCCUGAAAACUUGAGGCAAUGCAUUUUACGGCAUUGUAGAAAUGUUUUCCAUCUGGGACAACUGACCGUAAACACAUAUCAAAAUGAUUGGAGCUUUCAUAUGGAGGAUGCAAUCCAAAAGGAAGAAGUGCAUAAAAAUGAUUGUGAGGCUGCUUGUCUCAUGGUCAUUUAGCUAAAAAAAAACAUGGAGGACAGGUUCUGGUCCUUGGUUGACCUUAAGUGUAGCAGGGCAAAUGUGCCAUCUACUUAGUGUGAUUAUCCUACUUAGAGUUAAUUUCAAUUUGUUCUUGAGUUGUAUCACGUUGAAACCAAUCAGUAACAACAGGACUGGCAAGCAAUUAAAGGGGUGAUUCACCUUCAAAAUAACCUUUAGUAUGUUAUAGAAUGACCAGUUCUAAGCAAUUUUUCAAUUGGUCUUCAUUAUUUUUUAUAGUUUAAUUAUUUGGCUUCUCCAUCUGACUAUUUCCAGUUUCAAAUGGGGGGCACUGACCCCAUCUAAAAACAAAUGCUCAUUAAGGCUGCAAGUGUAUUGUUUUGAAUACUCGUCCUUUUAUUCAGGCCCUCUAUUCAUAUUGCAGUCUCUUAUUUAAAUCAGUGCAUGGGUGCUAGGGUAAUUUGGACCCUAACAACCAGAUUGCUGAAAUUACAAACUGGGGAGCUGCUAAAGAAAAAGCUAAAUAACUCAAAAACCACAAAUGCUAAAAAAAAUUAAAACCAAUUGCAUGUUGUCUCAGAAUAUCACUCUCUACAUCAUACUAAAAGUUAAUUUAACCGUGAACAACACCUUUAACAACAUCAGUUUCCCAUCUACUUAGCGAGACAUUUUCACCAUAUAUGUAACGAGAUCUAGUAGUGCUUUGUUGCAAAUAUGGAAGAUUCUUAUUUCUCAUUCCAAGCAUCUGAUUAGAUUCCCCAAAAUUGUAAAAUAUACUUCUGUAAAGAUAAUUUAUAAAUUAUCGUGAAUGCCUUUAUGCCUUACUCAGCCUUGCACCCUUUUUAAAGAUGAAAAAAGUUAGCCAAAAGGCUUGCUUUUAAUUUAGAUAAAGAAGACACCUUCUCCACAUGCCAAACAAAGGAAUUGAAAUGGACAAAACACUUCCGGCAAUGGAACUGAAAUAGUAUAGCCUACUAACUACCACACAUAAACUUGCGUUAAAAGGCAAAAACAAUAAAUUCUGGUAAUAUUAUUCAAAGGGAAACGGUAGAGAAAGGCCUCAUGAGUGUCAAGAGGGAACCAAUAAAAAAUUUUAAAUUAGGGCCAGUAUUAAAAAAAGAAAUGCUAACACUUUUUUUUACAGAGGAUGCUGUAAGUUUGGGCACAACCUACCCACCAAUAAAGAUUUUUAACAUGCGGGGAAAGCCCUGAGCGAAGUGCAAGCACAUGGGGGCCGGAUUUAGUAGAAGAUUACCCCAAAGGAGCUGCGCAACUUGUUACACAAUACUCUGUAUAUUAAACUCCCAGUUGGAGUUGCAACAAAUUUGCCACAAAUCAUUGAGUGGCUUAAUACAAAUUGCCUUGAAAAAAAUGCUGAAAUCCUGGCUAUACUGCCUUCAUCAUGUCCCACUAAAAUAACAAUAUCACCAGCCUUUUGAGAGAAUUUUGUUUUUUGUUGUAUUGUAUUACCAGGCAAGAAGGUUAUGGACGCAAUAUUAUUAUGGCUUUUAAAGGGCGUGAAAUGAUGAUAUGCGUCAAGAGUAAUUUAUUACUUUAUAUUGCAUUAAUUGCUUGAGUGAGAUAUGGGCAUGUGAUUUUUUUUUUCCCUUCAAAUGUUUUUUCUUUUUUUAAGAAAUAAAAUAGUUUUCACUGA
Xenopus laevis (African clawed frog) is the source of this 7107-nucleotide messenger RNA. RefSeq names its product BTB domain containing 8 L homeolog (gene btbd8.L). NCBI's taxonomy places the organism in Eukaryota, Metazoa, Chordata, Amphibia, Anura, Pipidae. The record is from RefSeq and is marked provisional.